This is a messenger RNA of Ectocarpus sp. CCAP 1310/34, 1889 nucleotides long. NCBI's taxonomy places the organism in Eukaryota, Phaeophyceae, Ectocarpales, Ectocarpaceae. The record is from the annotation of a GenBank genome assembly.
GUGAGCGUGUGAGCGCCGUGGUUGUGUUAUAGUUGGGCAGCAGCUCGCUGUAGCAGGGCGCUUACAGUCAUGGCGCGACUAGCGCGAGGGAGGCUGGCAGCCGAGCGGUACGCGGAGAGCAUACAAGUCACCACGAUCGCAGCUCUGUGUGCGCUUGUGGGAGGGGAAGACCUAUUCAUCGUUCUUGGGACGUACAGCUUACUGCGCUGGCAGAUGUACAAGCAGCUCGUGGCAGCGACAACGAUCGAGGGUAUCCGGUUCGACUACUUCGAGAGAAUCGGAGGAUUCGACUUCAAGGAGCUGUUGAGGUUCGAGAAACCUCACUUCCUGGACCUGUUGGGCGCACUCCAGCUACCGAAUACGUUCGAAGUGUCGCGUUGGGGAUAUGGAGUUCAGAGGGUUCCAGCGAGGCUGGCGUUCGCGGUGACACUGUGGAGGCUGGCGGCACCGAGGACUUUGAUUCGCGACAGGAUCUUUUGGGGGAUGUCGGAGACGCUCAUAUGCGAGAUCUUCAACCUAACAAUCGAGGUAAUCUUCGAACGCUGGGGUCAUCUUGUGAAUGACUUGCAAGUAGACGCCAUCCUUCCUAGAAUCGAUUCGUUCUGCGAGGCCAUUGCCGGCCGCGGGUCACCUCUCACUAGGUGCUGGGGAUUCCUAGAUGGAACUAUUCGUAAGAUUGCUCCUCCUUGGCAAAAUCAGAGGAUUUACGAUAACGGAUGGAAGCGUGUACACUUAUUGAAGUAUCAGGCGGUAGAUUCCCCGGAUGGCAUCACCCGUCAACUUUGGGGUCCUGUGCUCGGUAGGCGCCAUGAUGUGACGUUGCUGGGGCUAAGUGGGCUGUUGGAGACGCUGAUGCAGUCAUUCAAUGAUGCGGCGGGUGUACCGUACUACAUUUACGGCGACCCAGCAUACCAGGUAUCCCCAUGGCUGAUGGCACCAUUUAAGGGCUUGUUGUCUGUUGCCAAGGUGGCAUUCAUCAGGGCCAUGAGUAGAGUCAGGGUGGCUGUCGAAUGGGGCUUCGGCCGGGUCGUGGCGUUGUGGCCUUACGUCGACUACGUGAAGAAGCGGCAGGUGGCCCUCAGCGCAUGCGGUCUUGGAAGGCAGUACGCGGUGGCUGGUAUCCUGACGAAUUGCCCCUGCUGUUUCAACCUAAACUCGACAGCGAAAUUAUUUGACCUUACCCCCCCUUCCCUCCAAGAAUACCUUUCGGGAGAGGGGUGACAACGUGUGUCUAAUUUGCAUGGGACUGAUGCAGGAAGUAGCUACUGUAGUUGGCACCGCACGUCCCGUACCAUCCUGCAAAUGGCCAUACUGUAUCGACGUCAGGUAGAGGGGUUAACAUCAAGCUGCGUUUCGUUCAGAUUAUUUGGGUUACCUCACGGCUUCAAAGUGAUAACAGCGGGGGCUAGGGGUUAAGACCUUGGCUGCCUAUUGCGCUUGUUUUCACCAAUUAUUGUAGGGGGGUAGAAGUCCCGUUGUACGGUCGAAUUCCCCUGAUAAUGCGAACCCCCGUAAUGUUGUCUCGGGAUUAUUUCGUGGUUGUUCCUGUGGGCCGGAGCGUUGGAGGGGACCUGUAUGUCUUCCUGUUUGUUUCCUGGGUUUUCUCUUCAUUUUCUAUUUAUUUGCCUUCCUCGUUGUUUCUUCCUGUUAGACCGAGGUCGAUUGCCUGUAUCCGGGUUAGUUUUUGUUUGGUUGUCCUUUUUUGUUUGGGCAGAAAACGGAUCGUGCCUUGGAGGAAUUUUGUUGUGUCCAUUGUGAUGUCUUUAGAAUUUCAAAAAAAGGUGUACCCCGUUGGGGGGUAGUUGGCUUGUGGUCACGGGAGGCGUCCGCGUCAGUUGGACCAGUACGAACAUUAGAAGGCACCGAGUGAGGCCUUUGCGUUUGGUCAU